AUGAUUGACCUAAGCUUCCUAACGGAGGAGGAACAAGAGGCAAUAAUGAAGGUGCUCCAACGGGAUGCAGAACUCAAGAGAAAUGAAGAGGAGAGGGUCAGGCAUUUACCAGAAAAAAUUCAGAAUGACAAUCAGCUAAAGAAUAUGAGCGGGCAGUGGUUUUAUGAAGCAAAGUCAAAGAGGCACAGAGAUAAAAUACACGGAGCAGAUAUCAUUAGAGCAUCGAUAAGAAGGAAACCCACAACAAAAGCUGAGCGGAGUCAGAACAAAUCAGACAAAACAAAGAACAGUUGGGUGAACAAUGUCAAUAAGGAAGUUUCUGUCCCAGCAGAGCUAUCUGGUAUCAGGGAAGAGACAGAAGAAGGGGAAGUGAAAUCCAAUCAAAGUUCUAAUGCACUGGACGCAACCUUAGACAAACCACAGGAAAGCUCAAAGAAGGUAGCUGUGUCACCAGGAAAGCAAAGGAAAAAUCCAUUUAAUGACUUCACUGCACCAGAACAGAACGUAAAAAGUAGGGACUCGGAAAGCGGAACAACUGACCUAUCUCAGAUGUCAAAUGAGGACACACUGACACCUUCAAAGGAGAGCCAAUCCAAGAGAAACGUACUAAACAGUAGGUCAGAGGAACAUUCUGGAGAACAAACUGAUGAGUCACAGAGAAUUGCAGAUCAGCCUCCUGUACCAAAAGCUAGAAAAGUCAUCUACAAAAUAACAGAUCCCAUAUUGGAGAAAGAUGGUUCUUUCCCCAAACCUGCUAAAAGGACUGACUGGGUUAGUGGUGCUGGUACACCACCGAGGGGCAUUCUGAAACGCAGUUCAAGUUCAAGUUCCACUGAUUCAGAAGUUCUUCGUGUUAAUCAAAUCUUUGACCAUCAAAGUAAGACUGGUUUGCCAUCUUCAACUGUUCUCGAAAGAGUAGCUGAGACAAAUCCUCCUGCAGAAGACCCCUCACAAAAUUCACUGGAAAGACUAAAACAGGUCAGGUUCUCUUCCAGUAUAGGUACAAAACAACCUCUUCAGAGCCCCCAACUGCACCAUGGCAAAGAUAUAGGAGAGUUUGACUUACUGGAAUCAGACUAUGUUAAGAAUGCAGAAAAUGACAGUAAUCAGCAGCCACUUUCUGCUAAGACAAAAUCUCCUCAGGUGCCAAAUGCCAGCUCUGCAGACCUUCAACAAGGUUCAGAAGAAUUAGAUCCUAUUUUGAAGGCUUUGAAAAGGAGUGCAGAUAGGCAAAGGCCUUCCAAAAGUCUAGAGGACAUUCCAUCAGCCACAUCAAAUAAAGGAAAAGUAGAUAUUCCAAAAGAAGAAUUAGUACUUAGUGCUGAAGAUGAUCAGAAAACAGAUCAGCAACAAGAGACAAAUGAAAAUGUACAAGGAAUCUCCACAGUGCCUUCAGACCUGGAUAACCAGUUUUCAAAUCCUGAAAAACUCAAAAGACUGAGCCAGUCAGUACCAGCAUUUCUACAAGAAGAGAGUGACAGAGACACUGAUACAACAUCAGAAAGCAGUUAUCCUCAUGGCAGAAUCAAGAAGAGCCCCAGCUCUCUAACCAAUCUUAGCGGCUCUUCUGGCAUGGCGUCCUUGUCUUCUGUGAGCGGAAGUGUAAUGAGCAUCUACAGUGGUGACUUUGGCAAUGUGGAUGUGAAAGGCCACAUUCAGUUUGCCAUUGAUUAUGUAGAACAGCUGAAGGAGCUCCAUAUUUUUGUUUCCCAGUGUAAAGACUUGGCAAUUGCAGAUGUUAAGAAACAACAUUCAGACCCAUAUGUAAAGACUUACCUGCUUCCAGAGAAAUACAAGCUGGGGAAAAGGAAGACCUCUGUGAAAAAGAAAACAUUGAAUCCAGUCUAUAAUGAAAUAUUGCGGUAUAAAAUUGACAAGGCACUGGUAAAGACCCAGAGACUGAAUCUCUCUGUCUGGCACAAUGACACCUUUGGGCGCAAUAGUUUCCUAGGUGAGGUGGAACUUGAUUUGGGAACAUGGGACUGGAAUGACAAACUGAAUAAGCAGAUGAACUGGUUCCUGCUUAAGCCUAGGACUCCAGCAGCAGCUCUUGAACUAGAGAACAGAGGAGAGAUUAAACUAGCCCUUCAGUAUGUCCCACAGCCUGUCGGGGGUAACAAGACCCCGUCCACUGGAGAGGUCCACAUCUGGGUGAAGGAAUGCAAUGACCUCCCUCUCCUGAGGGGCAACAAGAUCAACUCUUUUGUUAAAUGUACCAUUCUUCCAGAUACUAGUAGGAAAAGUCGCCAGAAAACAAGAGCAGUGGCAAAAACUACAAGCCCAGUGUUCAACCACACCAUGGUUUAUGAUGGCUUUAGAGCUGAUGAUUUGAAAGAAGCAUGUGUAGAACUUACAGUCUGGGACCACAACAAACUAGCCAAUCGCUUUCUGGGAGGUCUCAGGAUAGGAAUGGGAACAGGCAAAAGCUAUGGUACUGCAGUGGACUGGAUGGACUCCACUUCAGAUGAAACCACCCUAUGGGAGAGAAUGAUGAGCUUGCCAAACACAUGGGUAGAAGAUACACUGCCACUCCGGAUGAUAAUGGUAGCAAAGCUGACAAAAUAA
Molecule: messenger RNA, 2565 nt
Organism: Emys orbicularis (European pond turtle)
Lineage: Eukaryota; Metazoa; Chordata; Testudines; Emydidae
Gene: SYTL2
Product: synaptotagmin like 2
Exons: 19
Coding region: 1-2565 (854 amino acids)
Biological process (GO): exocytosis; intracellular protein transport
Cellular component (GO): exocytic vesicle; plasma membrane
Molecular function (GO): neurexin family protein binding; small GTPase binding
Source: RefSeq, a predicted model, not a curated record